This is a messenger RNA of Symbiodinium necroappetens, 678 nucleotides long. Lineage: Eukaryota; Dinophyceae; Suessiales; Symbiodiniaceae. The record is from the annotation of a GenBank genome assembly.
AUGUGCUUCUGCUUGGACCGUGGUACGCUUUCGCGAGCCACUGCUCCAGAGGAUACGCGCAGAGCCGAGCUUCGGCAGAAGCGCUUGCAGCCAGGUGGAAGGCGACACGACCUUGCUGUACUAGCACUGCGCACCGUGCUUCGGCACUGGGCGACCACCGGGGAGGUGCCAAACAGGCAAUGCUGUGUGCGCCUCGCUGGUGUGGUGACGGCGACACGCCCACAGCUUUCACGAGCACCGCAGGAGGCUUUUUCUCCUUCUAUACCUGGCCUGCGCCUGGCCCUCGAGAAGGCACUAGGAGUGGAAGCACAGUUCAAUCGGUUGCUGCACGAAGCCGUCCGCCAGCAAGACCUCGAAGGUGCUAGACAGGCGCUGGAUCUUGGAGCAGAGGUGGCCGGCAGGGAUGCAUAUGGUUGGACACCACUCCACGUCGCUGCAAGCAAAGGUGCCGUGGACAUUUGCGACUUACUGCUCGCAUCCGGUGCGAAGGUGACAGAUGUCUGCUUUGUUUCGGUGUGGCCGGGUCGAAGCUUCACUCCCAUCGACAUCGUCGACGCCUCGCAGAACUCGCGGAACAUCUACUCUUUCAGAGAAGCGCUGUUUCACAGCCGACCUGCGCCUUGCAAGCGGCAGCAGGUCCUCAGCCUGCUCCUGGCUGCCAGGGAUCUCGAGGCCUGA